AUGACAUCAAGUCAAGACGACUUAAUUGAAAAGGUUUUCACAAAUAUCUCACAGAAGUUUGAAAACCAUCAGUGGCUUAGUGAACGUGCCAAAUUAGCUGCUACAAACAGCGAUGUCAACGACAUGAAUUUCACCAUUCAAAAGAGAAUACCAGGAGAAGAAACAACGUACAAGUCAAUCGACACUGUGAUAAAUCAAGACGAAGUUGUCAGUUAUCCGACAGAAUUCUUAAAUUCAUUGGAUUUGCCAGGUAUGCCACCGCAUAUAUUAAGUCUGAAACUUGGUGCGCCUAUCAUUCUCCUUAGAAAUAUAAAUCCACCACGACUGUGCAACGGUACAAGACUUGCAGUCAAAAAAUGA
This is a messenger RNA of Physella acuta, 360 nucleotides long. RefSeq lists its product as uncharacterized. Lineage: Eukaryota; Metazoa; Mollusca; Gastropoda; Physidae. The record is from RefSeq and is a predicted model, not a curated record.